Spea bombifrons (plains spadefoot toad) is the source of this 5181-nucleotide messenger RNA. It is a transcript of the gene USP19, whose product is annotated as ubiquitin specific peptidase 19. Gene Ontology annotation, biological process: protein deubiquitination. The record is from RefSeq and is a predicted model, not a curated record. NCBI's taxonomy places the organism in Eukaryota, Metazoa, Chordata, Amphibia, Anura, Pelobatidae. Bases 468 to 4757 code for a protein of 1429 amino acids. Gene Ontology annotation, molecular function: cysteine-type deubiquitinase activity. The transcript has 26 exons.
ACGUGACUGCUGCCUCCGGGUCGCCCGUGUCACAUGGCCCAUCCCGACCGGUCACGUGCCCCGCCAUUCCGGCUUCCGGAAGUGCGUCCUAGUGUUCUGUUUAUGUUCGCGGGGCCCUGGGAAACGUUCGGAUCGAAGCAGAUAAACGAAAGGAAAAAAAAGGCUCUGUCAGGCCGGAAGCGGCCGUCGGAGGCUGCGCCGAACUCAGCACCAAUUCCUCGGGGUGACAAGUAGGGGAAGAAUCGGCAGCUGGGCCCCGGCACUUGGUAGGUGCAUGGGAGAGGCCUCUCCGCGGCCCAGCGACAGGAAACCGGCUGGGAGCAAGUGCAGGACUAUAUGUUCCUUGGCGAAGAGUUUACCCACAAAGAGUCGCCAAGAUAGCUGGCCCAGGUAGAAAACGCAGAACCCCUGACCCAGACUCCGUUACAGACCCCGGGGGCCCUUCUGUUUCCACCAAGAGGCAGAAGAUGUCGCAGUCUGCCGAGGGCACCGGCCAGAGGAGAGGGACCCGCGGAAACGAAGAUGCCGUUAAUAAGAAGAAGCAGAAGGACAGAGUUAAUCAGGAGAGCAAAGAGAGCCGGGCGGCCGUCGUCAGCGAGCCCAAGAAAGAAAUGCUUAUUGACUGGAAGCAAAAUUCAGAUGAGGUUAUCGUGAAGCUGAAUACCGGGUCCGGAGCAUUAAACAUCGAAGACGUGGAUGCCGAGUUCACCGACACAGACUGCGUUAUCAACUUUCCAGAAGGGGGUCAAUGGAGCUGCUGCUUUCACGAAGAAAUCGAAGGCUCUUGUAGUAAAUUGCAGUAUAAAGAAAAAGGGAACUUCUUACAGCUUAUACUGCAGAAAAAAAUUCCACUGAACAAAUGGCCGUCUCUACAGAAGAAGAAAAAAGAUAUCUUGAAGGAACAGGUCAAGACCACUAUCCCAAAAAAGAAUGAGAAAUCUAAAGCAUCGUUAAGAUUAACGGAAAAAGCCUCUGAUCAGUCUGAGUCCGUGGAGACCCGCAGUAGUAAGCCGGAUCUCAGAAGCACAAGACGAGGCCAGGGCGAUUCAAGCGCGGGAGCGGAUAACAGCCAUGCGAGGAAAAACACGCCAUCGUCUGCCGGGCAAAGCGGGAUACAGGGGAGAAAAGGUGGACUUCACAGAUCCCCCGGUGCAGCGUCCGUAAGGGAAGCCAGUCCUCGGAGCCAGAAAACUGCCAGCUCCGAGGACGGCUCGAAGUGUGUUAAAGGUCAAAGCAAAAGGAUAGAUCGAAUCCACUGCGCGGACGCCCCAACGGCACAGAAACCCAUAGCUGCAAGUGUGGAACAACACAAUGCCAAAGGAGACCAGCCCUGUGUUUCAAAUGAGACAAAAAGGCACCUUUCAGAUCACAAGCUGCUGCUACAAUCGGCUAAAACGCCCGUGCAUCCGGUGUCUUCCUCUGCCACCGACAACUCUAUGCAGGUCGACCUGGAUGCUGGACUUGUCCAGCCAAGUGAAGAAGUCCCCACAGCGAACCCGGAAGAAGACCGCGAACAGCAGCCGGACCUUCCUAUAACUAACGAGCCGCUCGAGGAUAAAGAAGAAGUCGGUAAGACCUUCCCGAGACCGCCAUCGUUAACUACGACCCAUCAAUAUAUUCAUUCAGCGCACAGAGCGGAUUCUUCUAACGCGUUUAUUCUGGAGGAUUCAGCUGAAGAUCCGGAGCCGAUGGUGAACCUGACGUUUGUGAAAAAUGAUUUCUACGAGAAGGGUAACGACGUAGUGGUGGUCCACGUGUACGUGAAGGAGAUCUGCAAACAAACUUCUCGAGUGCUAUUUCGAGAACAGGAUUUCACCCUGGUCUUUCAGACAAGCGAUCCAAGUUUCCUGAGGCUCCAUCCCGGCUGCGGACCUGAUACUGUGUUUAGGUGGCAAGUGAAACUCCGGAACCUUAUAGAACCGGAUUUAUGCCGAUACAAUUUCACGGGCUCUCGGAUUGAUAUUUCCUUGCAGAAGAAACAGUGCCAGAGAUGGGGGGGAUUGGAGGCCCCCGCUGCACAAGGUGCAGUGGGUGGUGCGAAGGUGGCCAUGCCUUCAGGCCCUUCUCCCCUCGACAAAACCCAGCCUGGGAGUAAUCAGCAUCCUUUAUCCAACAAAGAGGAGGCCAGGGCAGUAGAGAAGGAGAAACCCCAGGAUACGACCCUGGAUAAGGUUUCAUCAAGAACAACUGCCGAACACGUGACUGUAAAAUCAGAGCAGCUCAUGGCAUCAGCUAAGCCAACGUGCAUGGUGCCUCCGAUGACGCACAGCUCUGUAAGCAGCGAGAGCGUCCAGGAAGAAGAGGAGAAACGAGUGUGUCUUCCGGGAUUUACCGGUCUGGUUAACCUGGGUAAUACCUGUUUCAUGAACAGCGUGAUACAGUCUCUUUCUAACACCCGGGAGCUGAGGGACUACUUCCAAGACCGUUCUUUUGAAUCGGACAUAAACUGCAACAAUCCGCUCGGAACCAAUGGCCGCCUAGCAGUUAGUUUUGCGGUGUUGUUAAGUGCCCUUUGGAAAGGGACUCAUCAUGCCUUUCAGCCAUCGAAACUCAAGGCGAUAGUUGCAAGCAAAGCGAGUCAGUUCACGGGUUACGCGCAGCACGAUGCCCAGGAGUUCAUGGCUUUUCUGCUCGAUGGACUCCAUGAAGAUCUAAACAGGAUUCAAAAUAAGCCAUACACCGAGACAGUGGAUUCGGACGGGAGACCCGACGAGGAAGUGGCAGACGAAGCUUGGCUACGACACAAGAUGAGGAACGACUCGUUUGUGGUGGAUUUGUUCCAAGGUCAAUACAAGUCUAAGCUGGUUUGCCCAGUCUGUGCUAAGGUCUCCAUUACUUUUGACCCUUUCCUGUAUCUGCCCGUUCCCCUACCCCAGAAGCAGAAGGUAUUAACCGUGUACUAUUUUGCCAAGGAACCUCACAAAAAACCCGUGAAGUUCUUGGUUAGUAUAAGUAAGGAAAACUCCUGCGCGGCUGAUGUUCUUGGAUCCAUCUCUCAAAGUGUCAGGGUGAAGACUGAAAAUCUGAGGUUGGCGGAGGUGGCGAAGAAUCGUUUCCACCGCAUAUUUAGACCGUCGUGCUCCUUGGACUCUGUCUCCCCCUCAGACUUGCUCUUCUGUUUCGAGCUGCUCUCCGUGGAACUGGCCAAGGAACGAGUGGUUGUGCUUCAAGUCCAGCAGCGACCCCAGGUAACCAACAUCCCAAUCACAAAGUGCGCAGCUUGCCAGAAGAAGCAGGUGUCGGAAGAAGAAAAGCUGAAGCGGUGUACUCGGUGCUACCGUGUGGGGUAUUGCAACCAGAACUGUCAGAAGUUGCACUGGCCUGACCAUAAAGCUGCCUGCCGACCAGAGAACAUCGGGUAUCCAUUCCUCAUCAGCGUCCCAGAGUCCCGGCUGACGUAUUCUCGCCUCACUCAGCUCCUAGAGGGCUACGCAAGGUAUUCUGUAAAUGUGUUCCAGCCACCGUUCCUCCAUGGAAGGACUUCUCCAGAUCACCCUCCUCAACCACUGAGUCCCGAGAAGCCGGAUUUAACGGCGCAAUCCAGCUUCACCUGCUCAGGAGAGGCCGGUGAGGAUAACAGAGACUGCCAGCCGCAGCCAGACCCCCGUGCUGCUCCACAAUCUCUUGCACUUCAUCCAAAUUCGGAAGAACCCGCUGCGGUCCAAGGAAAGACUGUGGAUAGACAUUCUCUGCAUAGCACAGACUCUGGUUUCUCUGAGCAUCCCGCAGAGACGCUGACAGAGACAGAGGGGGGUGAGAAGGAGACAUCAUAUGAAAAAUCACUAAAGCCUGAAGCUGCUGUCCCGGGUUACCAACAGUCGACAGAGUCCCCUAAUUCUAAUGCCUCCCAGUUCUACAUCAACCUUAUUGAUUCAUCCAACAAAGAAGUUAAGCUAGAAGAUAAAGGUGAUGCGCUGCUGGAUUUGAGUGAUGACUGCUCACUUGCUCUAGUCUGGAAGAACAACGAGCGAAUGAAGGAGUUCGUUCUAGUUGAGUCCAAGGACCUGGAGUAUGAAGAGGAUCCGGGAUCGGCCAGUGAAGCUGCUAGGGCUGGGCUCUUUACGCUGGAGCAAUGCCUCAAUCUUUUUACUAAGCCUGAGGUCUUGGCCCCCGAAGAAGCAUGGUACUGCCCCAAAUGUAACCAGCACAGAGAGGCGUCCAAACAGCUGAUGCUCUGGAGGCUCCCGAACAUUCUGAUCAUCCAGCUCAAGCGCUUCUCCUUCCGCACGUUUAUCUGGAGAGACAAGAUUAACGAUAUGGUGGAUUUCCCCGUCAGGAAUCUGGACUUAAGUACGUUUUGUAUCGGACAAAAAGAGGACCACCAGCAACCUAUUUAUGACCUCUAUGCUGUGAUUAAUCAUUACGGGGGUAUGAUUGGAGGACACUACACGGCUUACGCCAGGCUUCCCAAUGAUAAAAACAGCCAGCGCAGCGACGUGGGCUGGAGGUUGUUUGACGACAGUACGGUGACCACUGUAGAUGAGAGUCAGGUGGUGACCCGAUACGCGUACGUGCUCUUCUAUAGAAGACGCAACUCGCCUGUGGAGAGACCUACACGGGGACGUCCAACGGAUCGAAGAACUGAUACGGGGGCAUCCGCUGACGGCUCUGUGAGUCAGGGAGGGAGCCAGGUGGCUUUUGGACCCAACGUCGCCUCAGACGAUGCCCCCCCGAUGACGGCAGGAGCAGUUUCCGAUCUCUUCUCUCACCCCGCAGAGCCCGCAACCUCUUACAGCAACAUGGAGGACGUGGAUUAGCCGCAGCGCUGGAAGACAGGAAAAGCUCAUUGUUUUUGUCCUUAGAAUCGCACAUCUGGGACAUUUGUAAAUAUCUGUUUAAAAGCGUUUUGUUGAAUAUUUUUAUGCUUUUUUUUGUAUUUUGUUUUCUUUCCUAUGGGAUCUGCGGGAGGACGUCUUAAACCACCGUCCUUAUAGCUUUCACCCAUAUUAGGUUUUUGUUUUUUCUGCGCAACCAUAUCAGAAUUCCUCCCUAAUCUCUGCAGUGUCAGAGGUUGCCCAUCAAAGCCACUGUAUUCUCUUUAAGCACUGUAGGGGUUAAUGCACCCAUGCACCUUGUUUUAUGUUGUGGUUUGGACCCCCUCCUAAUGCACUCUGCUUGAAAAUAGUUAAUUUUGAUCGCCCAUGUGCUUGUCAUCCGUACGGCCUCCUAUCACUUACACUA